Molecule: messenger RNA, 1338 nt
Organism: Acanthosepion pharaonis
Lineage: Eukaryota; Metazoa; Mollusca; Cephalopoda; Sepiida; Sepiidae
Source: the annotation of a GenBank genome assembly
AUGAUGGCGGACAGCGCGAGUGAAUUGGAGAGUGAUACGAGCUCUCUAGAUGGAGCUGGCGGUAGCGGUAGCGGUAGUUCGAGUAUGCAGCCACCGUCGCCAGCUCAGGUCGAGCAAUUGCUCACAAAACGAAUUGACUCUCUACAGCAGGAGAAUAAGGUCCUUAAAGUUGAGUUGGAGACGUACAAACUCAAGUGUAAAACCCUACAGGAGGAGAAUCGAGAAUUGCGAAAGGCCAGUGUAAGCAUUCAAGCUCGUGCUGAACAAGAAGAGGAGUUUAUCUGCAACACAUUACUGAAGAAGAUUCAAUCAUUGAGAAAAGAGAAAGAAGCUUUGGCAAUGAACUAUGAACAAGAAGAGGAGUACUUAACCAAUGAUCUCUCCAGAAAACUUAUGCAGUUACGCCAAGAAAAGGUGGAAUUAGAACAGACAUUGGAGAAAGAACAAGAGUAUCAAGUAAAUAAAUUGAUGAGAAAGAUAGAAAAAUUAGAAGCUGAUACAUUGGCAAAACAAGCAACACUGGAACAGUUGCGAAGAGAGAAAGUUGAAUUGGAAAAUGCCCUUGAACAAGAACAAGAAUCACUGGUGAAUAGGCUGUGGAAACGAAUGGAUAAAUUAGAAGCAGAGAAAAGGAUGUUACAAGAGAAACUUGAUCAACCUGUGUCAUCUCCACCUUCUCCACGUGAUAUGAACAAUGGUGAUACAGCACAUAACCUUGCCCAGCACAUAGAACACCUUCGGGCUGAGGUAGCCCGACUGAAACAGCAACUUCAAGCUGCCCAAGCAGAACAUGAAGAAAAAAUGGCUCAAUAUGCACAGGAAGAGAGACAAAUCAGGGAAGAAAAUCUUCGAUUGCAGCGCAAGCUUCAGAUGGAGAUGGAACGAAGAGAAAGUCUUUGUAGGCAUCUUUCUGAAAGUGAAUCCAGUCUUGAAAUGGAUGAUGAAAGACAUUUUAAUGAAAUGACAAAGCAAUAUGAUAUGUCAAGUAGCCAUACAGUCCGUCCACGAACAGUGUCCAGUCCAAUACCAUAUGCCUCACCAAAUACAUCCCGACCACUGUCUCCUGCUUUCAGCCCACCAAGUCCAAUGAGGCGGAAUACACCAGGGAGCCAGCCAUCAUUCUAUACAUCUACAUUUCUUCCAGGGACCUCUCCUCCCGUUUUCACACACAGUCCAAAUGUUACAGUAAGUAACUCUCCUGAGGACCAGUCGUCUUUCUACCCACCUACCUUUCUUCUGGGGAGCUCUCCCCCUGUCUUCGCCUCAGAUCUCACGAAACCUAGGCCCAGUCCAGAGAAAUUUGUACGGCCAGGGAAUGUACCCCAGGAUAAAACUUGA